This is a messenger RNA of Nothobranchius furzeri (turquoise killifish), 584 nucleotides long. RefSeq names its product DnaJ (Hsp40) homolog, subfamily C, member 19 (gene dnajc19). The record is from RefSeq and is a predicted model, not a curated record. Gene Ontology annotation, biological process: protein import into mitochondrial matrix. Lineage: Eukaryota; Metazoa; Chordata; Actinopteri; Cyprinodontiformes; Nothobranchiidae. Gene Ontology annotation, cellular component: PAM complex, Tim23 associated import motor. Gene Ontology annotation, molecular function: ATPase activator activity.
AGGCGAGCCGCUUUACGGCAUUUUUACAACACUUCACAUCCAUUUCCGGUAUAAACACAUGGGACGUCUGAGCUAGCUAAACACAGGGGUCAAAAGUUAUGCUCCUGUUCUGUAACAGAAACGGAACAUAACACAGAGAAAUGGCCAGCUCCAUGGUGGCAGUGGGACUGGCUCUGGCAGCAGCUGGAUUUGCAGGACGAUACGCCAUGCAGGCCAUGAAACAAAUGGAGCCUCAAGUCAAACAGGCACUUCAGAGUCUUCCCAAGACGGCCUUUGGAGGAGGGUACUACAGAGGUGGAUUUGAGCCAAAGAUGUCAAAGAGAGAAGCGGCUCUGAUUUUAGGCGUCAGUCCCACGGCCAACAAAAAUAAGAUUAGAGAGGCUCAUAGGAAACUGAUGAUCCUGAACCACCCAGAUAGAGGUGGAUCUCCCUACAUAGCAGCAAAAAUCAAUGAAGCGAAGGACCUGAUGGAUGGCCAAGCCAAGAAAUAAAAUGUUUAAUUUUUUUUCUUAUUCAUGCUGAUUUACUGAGCUAGCACUUCAUUUUUUUAAUUCUUCAAUAAAAUCACUGUAAUAACUUGAAAA